Messenger RNA from Myxocyprinus asiaticus (Chinese sucker), 3222 nucleotides. RefSeq names its product actin filament-associated protein 1-like 1. Lineage: Eukaryota; Metazoa; Chordata; Actinopteri; Cypriniformes; Catostomidae. Gene Ontology annotation, molecular function: SH3 domain binding. The transcript is spliced from 17 exons. The record is from RefSeq and is a predicted model, not a curated record. Bases 611 to 2569 code for a protein of 652 amino acids. Gene Ontology annotation, cellular component: cytosol.
UGAACACCUCAGUAUACAGAAACGGAACCAGCUUUGUUGAGUCCCUUUUUGAGAAGUUUGAUUGUGACCUCGGGGACCUGAAAGUUGAAUUAGAGGAGCAGAAGAAAGAGCCAGAGUCAGACCACACAGAACACAUUCCCUCUAAGCCAGUAAGAAACCUUCUUUCAAAGGAUUACCGAUACUGUUCUGCACUGAAGCAUUCUUCCUUAGACUUAACACUUAUAUACACAGUAUAUACAGUAUAGUGCAAUAUUAUCCUGGAUAUCAGUGUGUAAAUGGGGCGUUGCUCUUUGACACUAAGGUAUGGCAGGAAGAUAAAUCACACUGCUGUGAAACCUCCCUUUCUCCUUACAGCUGCAUUGCAAAUUCAGGGCCAAGCAGUUAUCUUUAAGUCACGUCACUAUCAGCCCUUCACCUGGGUCCCAAUAGAGCUAUGAUCUAUUAUUAAGAGAGCUUCUCCAGGAUUUUUCAUUGUAUGUGUCACUGUGUUUGUGUGUCAUUAUUAGCACAAUACUCCUGAAUGGACACUAUCUGAUGGAUUUUUCAGCCAUCCCUGCUGAAAAUAUCAGCAUUGCUGGUCACCAGUUUAUGUUUUGGUUGCAGACAGACCAUGCUGGUCAACCAGAGCACAAAAGAUUCUCCACCCCCACUGCCCAACACACCACCUCCAGAGGAUUACUAUGAAGAGGCCGUGCCACUCAGCCCUGGCAAGGUGCCAGAAUAUAUCACUAGCCGCAGCAGCUCCAGCCCUCCAAACUCCAUUGAAGAUGUAUAUUAUGAAGAUGCUGAGAAUGAUUACCCAACCACGCAAGUGAACGGACGACGCAAAAACUCCUAUAACGACUCAGAUGCCUUAAGCAGCUCUUAUGAGUCAUAUGACGAGGAAGAGGAGGAGAAAAGCCAGCGUUUGACGCACCAGUGGCCCUCAGAAGAGAACUCCAUGGCCCCGGUGAGAGACUGCCAUAUCUGUGCCUUCCUUCUGAGAAAGAAACGUUUCGGCCAGUGGGCCAAACAGCUCACUGUCAUCCGUGAAAGCAGACUCCAGUGCUAUAAAAGCUCUAAAGACCAGUCGCCCUACAUGGACAUUCCACUCAGCCUGUGCACGGUCAUCUACGUGCCUAAAGACGGGCGAAGAAAGAAGCAUGAGCUGCGUUUCUCUCUUCCUGGAGGAGAGGCAUUGGUGCUGGCAGUGCAGAGCAAGGAGCAAGCCGAGAAAUGGCUCCAAGUGGUGCGUGGCGUUACAGGUCAGGGGAAUGGGUUGGACAGCCCAUCAUCUCCCUCGAUUCCUAGGAAGAAUGAACUGGAUAAGUGGCUGUCUGUGGAGAAGCAAACCUCAGAUUCUGAUAGUAUGCCAAGUGGAGAAAGUGCCCAGGACAGCCGAGAAAAUGGUAAACCUAAGCGAGGUGCACUGUCAGAGCUUACAGGCACUGUAAGCCGAGCAGCAGGAAGAAAGAUCACAAGAAUCAUCAGUUUCUCCAAAAGAAAGCCACCACUACCAGGAGGCGGCUGCACCUCACUUGACCAGGACCCUCGGUGUGGUUAUGUGGGUGUGCUGGUGAAUCAGUGCUGGAGGGAGCACUGGUGUUGUGUGCGGGCCGGAUCUCUUUACCUUUACCAUGAGAAAGGAGACCAGCGAAUCCCUCACUCUACUGUGGGUCUCAAAGGUUGUGAAGUUGUCCCAGGCCUGGGGCCUAAACACCCCUUUUCCCUUCGGAUACUGAGAGGAGGCACAGAGGUGGCAGCUUUAGAGGCAAGUUGCUCGGAGGACUUGGGCCGUUGGCUGGGAGUUCUGUUGGCUGAGACCGGUUCCUCUGCUGACCCUGAGUCCCUACAUUAUGACUAUGUAGACGUAGAAAUGAUUGCCAACAUCCGCACAGCCGCCCGUCACUCUUACCUAUGGGCCACAUCCACAGACUCAAGAACAUAUGAUGAGGUCCCUUUUGAAGCCAUGGAGCAGGAAAAUGAGAGGCUGAGGAGAGGAACCCAAAUUAAAUGUCAUUCUUUCUCCAGCAGUGACCCAGGAAAGCCCAGUCCACAAAUCACCCUAAAGCGUUACGGCUCCAACUCAAAUCAGUACGGGAGGUAUGGAAAAACACGGGCACUGGAGGAUGCAUGCCGCUACUUGAAAGAAAAAGAGGACCUGGAGACAGAAAUAGACAGUAUCAGAAGUGCACUGGUCUCCCUGCGGAAGGACAAACGAGAGGCCAAAGAGAAGAUGAAGGGUGCAACAGAUAAGCAAAGGUUGGCUUUAGAGGAGCGUGUAUCCCAGCUGGAGGACAGCUGCCAUGUGAAAGAGAAUGAGCGUGUAGAUCUAGAACUUAAGCUCACUCAGGUGAAGGAAAACCUGAAGAAAUCUCUGGCUGGUGGAGCACUGGGGGCACCUGCAGAAUCUAAACCUACAACCAAGACUCAAAGGACUGAGACUCCGUAUAUUGAGUCAUUUCUACCGGUCAACUGUGCCUCAGAAAUGCGCAAGCGGCCCCCCUCCAUCUAUGCAUCCACAAAGGGAAAUGUAAUGCAGAGAGCCAAGGAAUGGGAAUCCAAGAAGGGGAUACAAGGAAACUGCUGAUCAGGAAAACCUAAAGACUUGCCAUGUCAAGGUUAAGAGAACUUUUUCACCAACCUGCCCAGACUCAGAUUGCUGUAUGCAAGUCCUUUGACUAUGGUAACUACCACUUAUGACCUUAUAAUUGAAUUACAAUGACAAAGCAGCAGCUACUUUUUUACAUUUCCAGUAAAAAGUGAACAUAUGCCCUGGUAAAGCUUUAUGAAGAAAUUCCAUAAUGUUCCAGCCACAAAACAGUGGUAUCAGAGGCAGAAGAAUGAAUACGGGAUGAGGAACAAUAGUUUGUGAGUUGCAAGUGCAAGGAAGAGUUAUGUUGGAAUUGAAAGCAGAUGGAAAUGCAUGUGUAAGCAGUCUUGAAUUUAAGAGUUGUCUGCUAUGUAUAAAGUUUUUCCACUGUUCUUAAUAGCUUUUUAUAUAUAUGUACUUAAAUCCCUGUGAAUCCUGUGCUUAACCAAGUGGUGCUAUUAACAAUGUACAUGAGACAAAUUGUUAAUAUGCUGAAACAAUCAUUACAACAGCAUUAGUUUAAAAUUCAACUAGAUACAAUUGUUUUUAAACCUAUUGUUUUCCCUUUUUACUGCUUUUAAUGUGAGUAACAUUUGCACUUUAAUGUCUUUUGACAUGGAGAUGGAAUAUUCUUUUAAUAAAGGUCUAAA